Messenger RNA from Tripterygium wilfordii, 1789 nucleotides. RefSeq lists its product as uncharacterized. The coding region runs from base 10 to 1515 and encodes 501 amino acids. Lineage: Eukaryota; Viridiplantae; Streptophyta; Magnoliopsida; Celastrales; Celastraceae. The record is from RefSeq and is a predicted model, not a curated record. Gene Ontology annotation, molecular function: nucleic acid binding; zinc ion binding. The transcript is spliced from 2 exons.
ACUGCAAACAUGGUAUCGAAGCAGGACACUAUUGGUGUCGAUCUACCUACUUCAUCAAUGGUUUCAACAGCUGUUAUUGAAGCUACUAAUUUUAUGAGGGGAGCUACAACUCUACCUCCAUUGUUACCAAGUGUUCAUGUGACUUCAAUGUCACUUGGAGGACUACAUGAGGCAACUCUGCCUCACACAGCAACUUCAUCACAUGAAGGAGUUUUGCCAAGACUGUUUACUUCUUCACAGGUUCAUUCUCAACCCAUUCUGCCCACCCCAUCUUCUAUCUUUCCUACUCACACUACCAUCCCAUCAUAUCCUUUCUUACAACAACCUGUGAUGAAUGAUCCUAUGAACACUAUGGCACAAAAUCCUUUCUCAAAUCCCUACAAUUUUUUGCCUAGUGAUUUUUCUAUCCACAAACUCAUUUCUAUUGAGCUAACUAGUUCCAACUACCAUAUGUGGAGUGGUAAUUUCAUCAAUGCAUUGCGUGCGAGAAAUAAACAGGGAUUUGUUGAUGGGACCAUACCUGUCCCAGAGGUUGAAGAUCCUCUAUAUCCUCUUUGGAUGCAAGCAAAUAGCCUUCUUAAAACAUGGAUUACCAAUUCUGUCUCACCACAGAUCAUGCAAGGUAUCUCAUCCUGGAAAACUGCAAGGGAAGUUUGGUUAGAUCUCAAGGAAACUUAUUCAGUUCUAAAUGAAGCAAGGAUUUUUGAGAUCUACAGAGAGCUAACCACUAUCAAACAAAAGAAUCUAUCCAUGACUGAUUAUUAUACAAAGUGUAAGGCUUUGUGGGAUGAGUUACAAGAAUAUGAAGAAACCCCUUGUUGUAAGUUUUGCAACACUCACAAGCUAUUUCUGAGUAAGAGGAAUAGAGAGAGGCUCAUGCAGUUUAUAAUGGGUUUGGCUGAAGGUUACAAUCAUGUUAGCAGCCAAAUUAUGAUGAUCAAUCCUGUGCCUGAUGUCAACAAAGCAUACAAUAUGCUACUUCAAGAAGAAAGAAUGCAAAAGGUUACAAGUAUUCAGAAAUCAAUUUCAGAGGAGGCCAUCGCUAUGGCAUUCAAGAAAUUCACCAGUGCAGGAAAUACUCAGAAUUUCAAGCCAAACAACAAGUACAAUCAAUCAAGGAACACAGACAAACAAAAGAGAGAUUCUGAGCAGAGUUCAAAGUCAUCCUAUUCCAACAACAAGGACAAUAUAUCUUGCAAUUACUGCAAGAAAGAAGGGCAUACAAUAGAUAAAUGCUUCAAGAUACAUGGCUAUCCUCCAAACUCGUCUAAGAGAUUCAAAACUAACCAUGCCAAGGGAAAAUCCUACUCAACUAAUCAAGUUGAGGGCAAUACUAUUGAUCAAUCAACUGCUGUGGAGCUGACCAGUGAUCAGUGCCAACAGAUUGUGGAGUUCCUCAAAACAAAAGGCAAUCAAGAAGGAGCUUCAACAGAGAAUCAACAAGUUAUGGCUACUGCAGUUGCAGUAGCAGGAAGCAGCCACAUUGAAGAAAGCUGGGAUGGGAACCACUAUUAAAGGACUUUACCUAUUGCAUGAAGCAGCCAAGGACUGUUUAGGACAUUUUGAAAAUGUAAAUCUAGUGGUUAGUGCUAAGUUAUGGCAUGAGAGACUUGGACAUCCUUCUGAAAAUGUGUCCAAGCUCUUGCCCAUCCCCAUGUAUCAAGAUAUUCACAAUUGUAUUGAAUGCCAUUUGGGUAAAAUGAAAAGAAAAUCUUUUGAAAUUAGUGUGACCAAGACCAGUGCAAUAUUUGAACUAAUUCACAUGGAUAUUUGGGGUCCUAACUCAACA